AUGUCUCCUAAACAAUUUACUCUCAUCAUCAACUUAUUUAUAAUUCUGUUGAUAUUAUCAACAUCAAUUGAUUCCAACACUUUAAAUGAACGAGAUAAUAUUGAUUUUACCCCUUCAACAAUUGCUAUCGUUAAUAAGAGUGGUUAUAAUAUAACUCACUUGCCUGUUAGACUUGAAGAUGGACGUUUUGUUAAGCAUGAUGAUCAUGAAAAUAUCGACAUAAACUUGAAAGGAAUUGCCAUUUUCACCAUAAAUGACGGUGGUUCAAGCACUUUCGCUUUAUUCUGGGACGUUCCAACAAUUGGCCCUCCUAAUUACGAGAUCGAAGGAUUGCCUAAUGAAAGAUAUUACAAUGAAAUCAAAUAUGAUCUUGAUAAUACAUUAUAUCAAGUUACAAUUCAUCAAUACGAACAUGUUAAAGUUGCAGUUAAUCAAAACGCUGUUGUGAAUGUGUGGUUUAUCAUUCCCCCAUAUUUUUUCCCACCAUACAUUAUCUUGCUCCAAAAUAAGGUUUAA
This is a messenger RNA of Funneliformis mosseae, 516 nucleotides long. The record is from the annotation of a GenBank genome assembly. NCBI's taxonomy places the organism in Eukaryota, Fungi, Glomeromycota, Glomeromycetes, Glomerales, Glomeraceae.